Habropoda laboriosa is the source of this 4259-nucleotide messenger RNA. Its product is annotated as serine-rich adhesin for platelets-like. The coding region runs from base 51 to 4259 and encodes 1402 amino acids. Gene Ontology annotation, cellular component: PRC1 complex. Gene Ontology annotation, biological process: negative regulation of transcription by RNA polymerase II. The record is from RefSeq and is a predicted model, not a curated record. Lineage: Eukaryota; Metazoa; Arthropoda; Insecta; Hymenoptera; Apidae. The transcript is spliced from 5 exons. Gene Ontology annotation, molecular function: promoter-specific chromatin binding.
CAAAUGGCGAUUACUAGAUAAAACGAACAGUUUUCGCAUCAUUCACCACGAUGUCAGGUCAGAGUGGAGGGCAUCGUUUACGGUUGUCCAAACUCAACGAUCAACUGACGUGCAAAUUAUGCGGUGGAUAUUUCAUUGAUGCCACUACUAUUAUAGAGUGCUUGCAUUCGUUUUGCAGGAGCUGUAUCGUCAAGUAUCUGGAGAACAAUAAGUAUUGUCCAAUAUGUGAGGUACAGGUGCACAAAAGUAAACCACUACUCAACAUUCGUCCAGACCACACUUUGCAGGACAUUGUGUAUAAAUUGGUACCUGGAUGUUACCAAAAUGAAAUGCGAUGUAGGAAAGAGUUUUAUUCUAAACAUCCUGAAGCAUGCACUCAAGCAACAUCUCCAGAAGCAAAAGGAGAACCAACUGAAUCACAUAUAUAUUCUCCAGAUGAAUCUCUUAGUUUAUCAUUAGAAUACUUUAGUCCAUCCAAGGAUAUCCAAGGAAUAGCUAUAAAACCUUUGUUAAGGCGAUAUCUUCGUUGCCCUGCUGCAGUAACUAUUUUUCAUUUACAAAAGCUUAUACGAGCUAAGUAUGGAUUAACUGAUUCACACAGGGUAGACGUAAUGUAUAAAGAGGAACCACUGUGCAGUAGUUAUACAUUGAUGGAUGUGAUGUACAUUUAUCAUUGGAGGCGAAAAGUGCCAUUGCAUUUAAGUUACAGAAUAUUUGAAUCUUCCCCAAAACGAAUAAAACUUUCAGAGGACAAUGUCAAUUACAAAACAUCUUUGCUUCAUGCUGGAAUUGAUUCCAUUGAAUCAGAAGAAGAAAACCCAACAAAAAGGGAAUGGAAAGAAGUUCAGUUAAAAAUUUCUGAAACUGGUAUAAUGAGUAUUACAGGUAUAUCGGACCAACAAUUUAAGAAAACUGCAAGAGUUGAAGAACCUAUUACUAGUGUUGAAACAAUAAGUACAUCAAUGAUUGAGGAAAAUUCUAAUAGGAACAACAUAUCUGAAAUUACUAAAGAAAAUGAACAAUCUCCAGAUGAACAACUUGCUGGUGAUUGUGAUGUAUCUCCAAAAUUAAACGAAUUGGAUGAUAAGAAAAAUUUUAAUCAAACAGAAACUGUAAAGAUUUCAACAAAAGAAAUAGCAAGUGCGGUAAAUUCACAACAUGCGGAAGAACCGAAAAAUCGAUCGGAUAAUAACAAUAUUGAAGAUAAAACAAUUUUACAAAAAAGUAUUCAACUGCAAGAAAUAGCACUAGCUGUGAAUAAAAAUGAAAUUAAAAAUAAUAACAUUGAAAGUAAAGAUCAAAAAGAGUCAUCAAAAAAUAAUAAUAAUAAUAUUAUAAUUACAGAAAAUAAAGUGGAAACUCCUAAGCAGAAUUCAAGAAAUGAAGUAAAAUUUGCAAAUACGGGAUCAAAAAUCAAUGCUUUAAGUGUAAAAUUGCAAUUUCAACCGAGAAGUGGACAAAUUAGCAGUAGUAAUGCCUCUUCAAAGAAGACUAUAAAAGAUAAAAAGAUUGUACCACAAUCAUCUAAAAAGGUAGAUAUAAAAGUUGUUGAGAGUUCAAAAUCUACAGAAACAAAAAAUUCUUUUGAUACUUCGAAGGUACAAAUUAUAACGAAUAAUUGUGGAAUUACAAUAAGUAAAUCAUUAGUUCCAUUCUCUACAAAAAUGAUAUCACAAAAAUCAACGUCUGAAUUGAAGGAUAGUGCAGAACCUGUUUUAUCCACGUACCCAGCCACCUCAAUUAAUUCUGAAUUAAAAGAUAUAGAAACUAACAUAAAAAAUGUGCAAUCAGUUGAUCAGGAUGGAUGCUCUCUUCAGGAAGUACUGCAAAGUACGGCAGAGAAAGAAACAUAUAUAUUAGAUCAAACUCCAGCAGAAUCCCCUCAAAGAACAAAUGGACAAGCAAAUAUAUUUUCUCAAAAAUCACCAUUCCCACAGAUCGAACCAUUGACAAAUGAGAAUCUCGCAUCUCUUAAUCUUUCGACAUCUGUUUCUUUGUCUAUUGGUAACGGAAUCAAUUCAACUUCUACAUCAACAAUAAGUCAAUCUACUUCUACAUUUCCCUAUAUGGUUCAGGAUUUGGUAAACAGUACAAUGCUAAAAAAUUCUCUCAAGUGUUUGACAACAUCAGGGACUCAAAAAUUAUCUGCUACUGCGGUUUCUGGAAAGGAUUUUCCCACAUCCUCAGUAUCAGAACAUCCUACAGCAUUUACUAUACCUUCCAUGAAUGUUCCUUCUUCAAAAAGUAAUUAUCCAAAUUCAAAUAUAAGUGUUUCAAAAGAGUCAUCUUUAAAAGCAAACUUGGAAAUAACUAGUACAUAUUCAGUGCCUCCUUGUCCUGAUGCUAUUCCAAUUUCCUUAAUGAAACCAACAAUUCGUAAAAAUGAAUUGAUUACAAAGGGUUCUAAUGUAAAUGAUAUUUGUGCAAAAAUCGGAGCCUCCGGUUCAAAAAUUAAUGAUAUAUGUGCUAAAAUUGGAGAAAAUUCCAAAGAGAAGAGCAAAACAGAAGUAAGAAGUAAAUCUGAUAUUCCAGAUUUAUUAAAAAUUGGGAGAAAAAAUGGUUCGUCAUCAAUUACGAUUGAUUCUACCAAUAAACAACAACAACAUGGAAAUAUUCCAAAUGUGCCCAUUUAUGCAUCUAAUAGCAACGCGGUUACAACAGAAAGUAAAAAUGUUUAUUCAAAUGUAAAGGAUAGUCUUAGAGCUACUUCACUAAUAACUACUUCUCCAAUGGCAACGUCGCAGUCAUUACAAAAGGUUCCUUCUGUUUCUAAAAAACAAAGUCAAGCAGUGGGUUACAAGACUCUGCGUGAUCCUCCAAAAUGCUGGAAUCCUACGCUUUCUAGGAACAACUAUGUAGCAGUUAAAAAUCAAAGCAAAGAGGCACAAAGCCAAUUACAUCAAACUACAUUUUUUGAAAGAAGCAAAACAAUUCAAUCUAAACCAGCUAAAAUUUUUAAAAUGAGAAAUAUGCCAAGAUAUUUAGGUAAUCCUGCCUCUGGAGUGAAACCAAUGUAUGGAAUUGGUAAUGAAUGUAAAGAAAAAGAACAGUCGACAAUGACAUCAACAACGACAACAAACACAUCUAGCACUUCCAAAAAUGGGAAUUUGAGUAUGAUGAAGAUAGAUCCUAAAACUCUAUCUCCUAUUGUCUCAACAAUUAAUUCACCCAUUGUUUCACCACCUCCUUAUUCUCCUAGUGCAAGAAACUAUCCAAAUCCUCCAUUUUCAAGAGAUAUUUGUAGAAGUGCUGGAUCACCAAUAUCUCCAAAAAAUUCUCCAGUAAAUAUACUUUCAACAAGUCCAUUUAUACCUUCUCCAACGCCAAAUAUGAAUCCUAGAUUAAUUUAUCCUCAUUUUCGACCACCAUUUCCUGAUGCCACCAGAUUUCCAAAUCCCUUGAUACGUUCACCAAUAGGAAUUUCAUCUCCUAGUGCCUUUCAUAGUAGUUUACCACCUUCAAUUAAUAAAUUAUAUCAACGGUCUAGUUAUAUUCCACAAACGACUGGUUUUUCUCCAGUUUCACAACCCCCAACAGUGCAGAGAAUACCACCAAGCACUUAUUCUUCACCUAAAUCACCUAAAGCUACCUCUCUAACUGCAAUUUCACCUGCAUCUUUCAAUUUGGUCAAACCUGAAACACAAACGAUUGCAACAACAUCUCUUGAGACUAAUAACCUGCUUCUUUCAGAAAAUACAUCACAGGAAGAUGUCAGUGCAUUUAAUUUGUCUAAGACUGGAAGUUUUUGUAAUGCAGAGGCUAUUAAGGUAUCAACAGAAACAAUUCGAAAUUCUAAAUCGACUUCACUUUCUCCCACCUCAAGUAUUCCCCAGAGUAAAAAUACGUUAAUUAUUACUUCAAAGACUAAGUUAGAAAAUUCUCCACCGGGUAUUAGAGAUCAGGAUCAAAAUAAAGAGCAAUUGGAAAAAAAAACUGUUAGAUGUAAAGAGCAAAACUUAUAUGUUUCAAAAGGACAAAAUUUUGAGAAAAAUCGAUCUGAUGAAAAUAGUGACAGUGUAAAUAAUAAAAAGAAAGAGAAAUCAGCUUGUCAAGUUAAUGGAGGCCUCACGAGUGGAAGCAAAGAAGAAACAACAGAAAAGAUUAUAGAAGAACACAGAGAACAGAAUGAAACAAAAGCAGUGCAAAUUUCAGAAAAAAUUGUUGAAAAACAGGAGAUAAAAGAAUCUAAAACUGAGGAAUGUGAAAGAACUGAAGAAGGGAAUAAAUCUGAGACUCAAAAUAACAAAACAGAAACAUAA